Schistocerca piceifrons (Central American locust) is the source of this 831-nucleotide messenger RNA. RefSeq lists its product as uncharacterized. The transcript is spliced from 3 exons. Gene Ontology annotation, molecular function: DNA binding. The record is from RefSeq and is a predicted model, not a curated record. The coding region runs from base 1 to 831 and encodes 276 amino acids. Lineage: Eukaryota; Metazoa; Arthropoda; Insecta; Orthoptera; Acrididae.
AUGCGGGACCUGCCUCUGGUUUUGAGAGCAGCUCCAGGCAUAGCAGAUGCUGCUGAGGCUGUAGCAGUGGCGAAAUAUACGAUGGAUCCACAGAGAAAACGAGCUACAUGGGAUGCAGAUCAUUUAAAACGAGCUGUAGAAGCUGUUGCUGAAGGGAUGCCUGUCAGAGCCGCUUCGAAAACAUACUGGAUUUCUCGACGUACGUUACGCAACCACAUACGUUCUGGACUAACAACCAAACGUUUGGGACGAAAAACUUGUUUGGAUGAAGCUCAGGAAAGAAAUAGUGUGCAGAAUCCUUUUAAUGAGAUGAAGAGAUUGGCUGGACGCAAGUGGCUCAAGCUCUUCCUACAAAGACACCCAGGCAUUGCAAGAAGGAAGGCACAACACUUGAAUCCAGGAAGAGCUGCAAAGCUAAACAAGAUUAUUGUAAAUGAUCAUUUUCAGAAACUGAAAACGGUCUUGUCUGAAUUGGAGUUAUUUGACAAACCCUACCUUAUGAACAAUAUGGACGAAAAGGGAUGUCGCCUCGCACUCUACAAGUCUCCUGGUGUUUUAGCCAAGAAAGGUGUGAGACGCUUGCACUUUGUUGCCUCAGAACAUGGGGAAAAUGUUACCAUUGUCUCAUGUGGGAAUGCAAUUGGACAGGUUAUUCCUCCUAUGAUACUUUUCAAAGGAAAGCGACGCAAGCCAGAAUGGGGAGACUAUUUGCCACCUGGGACUGCAGUAGAAAUGACAGAUAAGGGCUCAGUGAAUACUGCGACAUUCAUCAAAUGGAUACAUCAUUUUGCCAAAUACAAGCCUGCAAAAAUAUGUUAUUUUCAUAUUUGA